Molecule: messenger RNA, 2544 nt
Organism: Pieris macdunnoughi
Lineage: Eukaryota; Metazoa; Arthropoda; Insecta; Lepidoptera; Pieridae
Source: the annotation of a GenBank genome assembly
AUGCGCUCACUAAACGUGACCGCUUGCGCGGCGCUACUCGAUGACGUACGCUGGGACGAGCCCACCAGCGUAGCAAGCCUUGCUGUCCUCGCUCUGAUAGAUGUCCUUGUUAUCACAGGAAACUGCUUGGUAAUAGCUGCAGUCCUUUGCUCGUCAAAGUUGCGCAGUGUCACAAAUCUUUUCAUCGUAUCGCUGGCAGUAGCCGACUUAUUGGUCGGCCUAGCAGUGCUGCCUUUCUCGGCUACCAGGGAGGUGUUUAAGGUAUGGAUUUUCGGAGACGUCUGGUGUUCAGUAUGGCUGGCUGUGGACGUCUGGAUGUGUACUGCAUCCAUUCUAAACCUAUGCGCUAUAUCUCUGGACAGAUAUGUUGCUGUGACCAGACCAGUCAGCUAUCCUUCCAUAAUGAGCAAAAAACGCGCCAAAGCGUUAAUAGCUGGCGUCUGGGUCCUCUCCUUUGUAAUUUGCUUCCCUCCGCUGGUCGGAUGGAAAGAUAAGAGGCCCACGGACGCUAUGAAUUCCCAUGAAAUACAUCCUCCCUGCCCUUGGACUUGUGAGCUGACUAAUGACGCAGGGUACGUGGUCUACUCUGCGCUGGGUUCCUUCUACAUACCAAUGUUCGUGAUGCUAUUCUUCUACUGGAGAAUUUAUAAGGCUGCUGUAAGGACUACAAAGGCCAUUAAUCAAGGGUUUAGGACCACCAAAGGUAAGUGUUUAGGAAACCGUUUUGAUGAUAAUCGUCUUACUCUAAGAAUACACCGAGGCCGUGGUUCUGCAAGACCCCAUGGCUCACCGCUGUCCACAGCAUCUAAUCACUCUACCAGUACUUCAUUGAGUGCUUCCCCAGAGAGGUUACGAAGGCACUCAAGCGCUCGCCGGGCACACGAAAAGAUCAAGAUUUCCAUUUCAUACCCAUCAUCGGAACAGAUAUGUCCACUGGAGAACUCUAGGUCCCCAAGCAGAUCUCCUAGUCCUUCACUAUAUGCUGUACACUAUGAGAGAGAUGGAAGAGAGCUGACGGAAAGCAGACUGAGGGUUAGACCUCAUCUUACACCCGGAACCCUGUAUGAUGAAUUAGAGGACAAGCCUAGAACGAGACGAAUGGGAAAAAGAAAUAUUAAAGCGCAGGUGAAGAGAUUCCGAAUGGAGACGAAAGCAGCAAAAACCCUGGGCAUCAUUGUAGGAGGUUUUGUAUUUUGCUGGCUGCCAUUCUUCAGUGUGUAUGUAGUCCGAGCGUUUUGCGGUGACUGUGUUACACCAAUCAUCUUUGCAAUACUUUUUUGGCUGGGGUACUGCAACUCGGCGAUAAAUCCUCUUAUUUACGCGCUGUUUUCUAAAGAUUUUAGAUUCGCUUUCAAGAGGAUAAUAUGUAAGUGUUUCUGUGCCGGCGGCGGCUCGAGGCGGGAGUCAGAUAACGCUGACACCACAGUAACGGUCCGAAGGACCAGACCUGCGCAUGGCCAUUCGCACUCAUUAGAUGAAGACGCGCCCAUGGCUAUCAAUAAUAGUGGUGCAACACACUCUAACCUGGUGAUUUGCGAUGAAACAGGCAAAGUUAUUAGUAAAUCUAAAGGCCUUGGAACAAAUCACUGGAAUCUUGGUAUAGAUGAGUGUGCAAAACGAAUUAUUCAAAUGCUCCAUACGGCGAAGGAUGAAGCUGGUAUACCGAGGGACAAACCUCUUGAUUCGUUGGGUUUGACGCUGUCCGGUUGUGAGCAAGAGAGCAGUAAUGCUGAUUUAGCUAGACGGGUCAAAGAGCUGGAUGGAUACAGCGCAGAUUCCGUCUAUGUAGCUUCAGACACAGCCGGGUCUCUCUUCACCGGCGCUCCAAAUGGUGGAAUGGUUCUUAUUGCUGGCACGGGAUCAAACGCGUUGUUAAGAACACCAGAUGGUCAACAGUUUGGGUGCGGAGGCUGGGGUUACCUUCUCGGCGACGAAGGAAGUGCGUACUGGAUUGCCCACCGCGCUAUUAAAAUAAUAUUCGACGAUUGUGAUGGUUUUCGACCAGCUCCUCACUCGACAACAAGGCUUUGGGAGACCAUAAAAAAUUACUUCAAGGCAGAUUCGAGAGCAGAUCUAUUGCCGCAUGCGUACAAACAUUUCGAGAAGUCAUUUUUUGCUGGUCUAACAGCAGAACUGUCAACUCUCGCAGAUGAAGGCGACGCUCUAUCCCAGCAUAUAUUUGCUGAUGCGGGCGCUGCACUAGCUUCGCACGUGGCUGCGCUCGCGUCUCGAAGCCAGAAUGGAACUAGGCCAUUCGAAAAUGGCUUGAGGAUUGUCUGCGUGGGAUCCGUGUGGAAAAGCUGGCAUGCGCUCGCGCCGGGUGCGUUAAGUGCGCUUGCUGCGAGACGGCUAAGAAUAGACUUAGAGCUAGUCCGUCUACGCGUCUCAAGCGCAAUGGGUGCAGCCUGGUUGGCCGCUAAACACGUGAACUACAAUUUACCCCGAGAUGACUCGGCUUUCUGCGAAGUUUUCUACACAUACCGGGAAAACGGCCGAACAAAUAUUGAUGGGUAUGGAUGCGGUUGUAGCGAAUUUUGGUGCUAA